CGGCCCCCGGCCUCCCAGCCGCUCCUGCAGCCCGCCGCGGCCCCAGUGCGCGCAUCCCGCCGGUCUACUCCGAUCUCUACAAUCCCCGGCCCGGGGCGGACCCGGGGUGGGGGUGGGGAGAGGGUCCUUGCGCUCUCGCGAGAAGCACGCGGCUGCAGGGGAGUGGGGGUGCCGGAGCCAGAUCCGGCCCUCGAGGGGCUGAAGAUGCGCGGGUGCGCGGUGCGGCCCCAGCUGCUCCUGCUGGCGCUCGCCCUCCAUCCUUGGAAUCCUUGCCUAGGCGUGGACUCCGAGAAGCCCGUUAGCAUCCCCACAGAUAAAUUAUUAGUUAUAACUGUUGCAACAAAAGAAAGUGAUGGAUUCCAUCGAUUUAUGCAGUCUGCCAAAUAUUUCAAUUAUACUGUUAAGGUCCUUGGUCAAGGAGAAGAGUGGAGAGGUGGUGAUGGAAUUAACAGUAUUGGAGGGGGCCAGAAGGUGAGACUGAUGAAAGAAGCCUUGGGACAGUAUGCCAGUCAGGAUGACCUGGUUGUCUUGUUUACUGAAUGUUUUGAUGUCGUAUUUGCUGGUGGUCCAGAAGAAGUUCUUAAAAAGUUUCAAAAGACAAAUCAUAAAGUGGUUUUUGCAGCUGAUGGAAUUUUGUGGCCAGAUAAAAGACUAGCGGACAAGUAUCCUACUGUACAUUUUGGGAAACGCUACCUGAAUUCAGGAGGGUUCAUUGGCUAUGCUCCGUAUAUUAACCGCAUAGUGCAGCAGUGGAAUCUCCAAGAUAAUGAUGACGAUCAGCUCUUUUACACUAAAAUCUACAUUGACCCCUUGAAAAGGGAAGCCAUUAACAUCACAUUGGAUCACAAAUGCAAAAUCUUCCAGACGUUAAAUGGAGCCACAGAUGAAGUGGUUUUAAAAUUUGAAAAUGGCAAAGCUAGAGCUAAGAAUACAUUUUAUGAAACAUUACCCGUGACAAUUAAUGGAAAUGGACCCACCAAGAUUCUCCUGAAUUAUUUCGGAAACUAUAUACCUAAUUCAUGGACACAGGAAAAUGGCUGUACUCACUGUGAAUCUGAUACAAUCAACUUGUCUGCAGUAGAUGUCUAUCCAAGUGUGACCAUAGGUGUUUUCAUUGAGCAACCAACGCCUUUUCUACCUCGAUUUCUGGACACACUUUUGACACUGGAUUACCCAAAAGAAGCUCUUAAACUCUUUAUUCAUAACAAAGAAGUUUAUCAUGAAAAGGACAUCAAGGUAUUUUUUGAUAAAGCCAAACAUGAAAUCAGUACUAUAAAAAUAGUAGGACCAGAAGAAAAUCUAAGACAAGCUGAAGCCAGAAACAUGGGAAUGGAUUUUUGCCGUCAGGAUGAAAAAUGUGAUUAUUACUUCAGUGUGGAUGCAGAUGUUGUCUUGACAAAUCCAAAGACUUUAAAAAUUUUGAUUGAACAAAACAGAAAGAUUAUUGCUCCUCUCGUAACACGUCAUGGAAAGCUAUGGUCCAACUUCUGGGGGGCUUUGAGUCCUGAUGGAUACUAUGCUCGAUCUGAAGACUAUGUGGAUAUUGUUCAAGGGAAUAGAGUAGGAGUAUGGAAUGUCCCGUACAUGGCUAACGUGUACCUAAUUAAAGGAAAGACACUCCGAUCAGAGAUGAAUGAAAGGAACUACUUUGUUCGUGAUAAAUUGGAUCCCGAUAUGGCUCUUUGCCGAAAUGCUAGAGAAAUGGGGACAUUCAUGUACAUUUCUAAUAGGCAUGAAUUCGGAAGGUUAUUAUCAACUGCUAAUUACAAUAUUUCCCAUUAUAACAAUGACCUCUGGCAGAUUUUCGAAAAUCCUGUGGACUGGAAGGAAAAGUAUAUAAACCGUGAUUAUCCAAAGAUUUUCACUGAGAAUAUAGUUGAGCAGCCUUGUCCAGAUGUGUUUUGGUUUCCCAUAUUUUCUGAAAAAGCCUGUGAUGAAUUGGUGGAAGAAAUGGAGCAUUAUGGCCAAUGGUCUGGGGGGAAACAUCAUGAUAGCCGUAUAUCCGGUGGUUAUGAAAAUGUCCCAACUGAUGAUAUUCACAUGAAGCAAAUUGAUCUGGAGAAUGUAUGGCUUCAUUUUAUCCGCGAGUUUAUCGCUCCAGUUACGCUGAAGGUUUUUGCUGGCUAUUAUACAAAGGGAUUUGCGCUAUUGAAUUUUGUAGUCAAAUACUCCCCUGAUAGACAGCGUUCUCUUCGCCCUCAUCAUGACGCGUCUACAUUUACCAUCAACAUUGCACUUAACAAUGUGGGAGAAGAUUUUCAGGGAGGAGGUUGCAAAUUUCUGAGGUACAAUUGCUCCAUUGAAUCCCCACGUAAAGGCUGGAGCUUCAUGCAUCCUGGAAGACUCACACAUUUACAUGAAGGACUUCCUGUUAAAAACGGAACAAGAUAUAUUGCAGUGUCAUUUAUAGAUCCCUAAGUUAUUUACUUUUCAUUGAAUUGAAUUUUCUUUUGGAAUGGAUGACUGGCUUGAACAUGUCUUUGAAGUUGUGCUUGAGAAGAUGAGAGGAAUAUUUAAAUAACUUCAACAGAACAACUUCACUUUGGGCCAAAUAUUUGAAAAACUUUUUAUAACACAAUUCUUUGAUGUGUCUUAGUAUCUGCUCUGAGCCUUAAAACACAGGUUGAAGAAGAAAAGAAAGAGAAAAAGUAAAAGAAAAUAUUUAUUUAUAUGCUUUAUAGUCUCUGAGAAUAUUGACAAUUUUCUGAAUUUGUGUUUCAAGUUGAUAAAAUAUUCAGGUACAGAUAUAUGAAAAUAGGACUAAAUAAUAUUUUCUAAUUUAAAAAAAAAAAGCCUGGGAAGAAUCUUAUUUAUCAACGUGUAGGAGAAAUGUAGACAAAUAGAUAUAAAUGAAAAUUAGCCAGUUUUCAAGCCUUGGAAACCUGGUUCUCACUGAAAUCAUAUGUAGUCAUACAAGCACUUCUUUGACCAACCUAUGCAGGUCCCUUCUAUAGAAGUUACUAAGGGGACGUAAAAUGACACGGUGUUUUUCCUUGAAAAACUUAGUACAAAACACAACUGAGGAGCAUAUCUAGUUAAAUUCAUUUUUUGUUGUUGUUGUUUAGAUUGUUAAGCAGAUUAACAUUUGUAUUAAAAAAAUUAAACCCUAUCUAUGUUCCUUCAGAAGAAUCUUCCAAAGUGGAUUAUAUGAGGAAGAUAUUAGACUUAGGAUAAUUUGCAAGCUUUUCCAUUUCAUACAGUAUGUCAAGUAUUGACUUAAGAUCAGCAAGUGUCCUUAACUCAAAACAUUUAUUUUUUUGUUUCCUAGAAAAUGU
Molecule: messenger RNA, 3275 nt
Organism: Tupaia belangeri chinensis (Chinese tree shrew)
Lineage: Eukaryota; Metazoa; Chordata; Mammalia; Scandentia; Tupaiidae
Gene: PLOD2
Product: procollagen-lysine,2-oxoglutarate 5-dioxygenase 2
Exons: 19
Coding region: 205-2418 (737 amino acids)
Biological process (GO): peptidyl-lysine hydroxylation
Cellular component (GO): endoplasmic reticulum
Molecular function (GO): procollagen-lysine 5-dioxygenase activity; iron ion binding; L-ascorbic acid binding
Source: RefSeq, a predicted model, not a curated record